AUGGAUCAGGACCGUAAGCCCGCCACUGCUGCUGCUGCCGCCUCGCAGCCCGCUUCAGCAACCCCAGUCGUACAGCCUUUGAUCUCCUUCUCGACCAUAGACGCGCCUUCUCAACGCUUCUACGCCGUCGGUCUCGCGGUCUUCGUUCAGGCAUGGAAAUACUCCAGCAUCAUUCGUAGCUGGCUCGGCUCAUCAUCCUCGACUUCAGUGUCUUCGAUAGCGUUGCAAGCCAGCGAGACCACCGUCUCUCUUUCUACAGCAUUGUUCCUCAACUUUGCCGUUCUCUUCGUUCUUGCGCGUCUCGGCAUUCCGCUCUUGGAUCCACGACUGGCAUCCGGCAAAACCUCUCCAGUCAUCCAAAAUGCACAGGCCUCGAAAGCAGUGCUCCAGCCGUCAAAGACGGUCGGUCUCACAUAUGUGCACUACCUCGCCCUCUUUGUUGCGCUUUCCGCAACCGACGCGACUUUGCUUGGGUCCGCAUCCACCAAUCCACUGCUCUUGACGCUCAAUGGAAUGCUCAGCCUGCUUCAGAUCGCUGCUUCCACUCUUGGUCUCAACGUGCCGAUGACUGGUGCCUUUCCAGACAUCCUCAGCCGACAAACCUCCAUCAACGAGGGCCACGUUCGCAUUCGCGACCUCAUCCAACCAAAAAGUCACAUCCUCGGUCAACACACGAUUCACAUCCUCCCUCACAGCACUGCAAAGCUUUUACCCUCGAGCGCCUGCUACUGCGUCGGUCCGCAAACGCCCCAGGUGACCGUUCCUGUGCUGUUCAGCAAUGCACACCCUGACCUGCUCCAGUACUCGAUCACCGAUUUUGCUACGGGUCAACCCAGCUACUACAACGUCAGUGUCGACAACCUCAUCCCUUUUGGCGCCUCAAAUCGCGACGACAAAGCAGAUGAGGCGGACGCCAUCAACGCUGCCGUCAGGACGCGCUCCUCCAAGCACAGCAGCCGUCAGGAUGAUCUCCUCGACGAUGAGGAUGCGCUCGACGAUCCAACCUCCUUGCUCAAAGGUGUCUCAUAUGCAGAGCGCGCCCGUAUUCGUGCAGAACGCCGCUCUCAAUCCCUAGGAAAGCGUUCUGCGGCUCUCGACACCCCGACCACAAAGCGUCUGCCGUCCACGCGCGCCAACAAACAGUUGCUCUGGCAUCUCCCCAUCACGCAGCCCGGCCGUGUCCGUCUCGAGCGCGUCCUCGACAAGUCCCGCAACGACGCUCGCAUCUCGGCUUCCGAGGCUCUCAUCGUCCAAUGCCCAUCCACCAAGCUCAUCCCAGCUUCCUCGACGCCCGUUGGCCUAACAGAUCCGCUCCAGACGCAACACAAGUGUCCAGGAGACCGAGUCGAUUUCGCUGCUCGAGUUAGCGGUGUCGCGCCACUCCAACUCGAGUACCGUCGGAUCUUUGACCCUUUGCCACCCGUCAGCGGAUCCCAUCGCCCAAGAGACAACGCACGUCAGGACAACAAGCGCAAAAUCUCACGCAUUUCGCCGCCUCACCACACCUCGCCUCUCCUCUUGCCCGAGGCAGAGGCGCUUCUGUCGCCAACAGAUCGAUUGGCUCUUGCACGCGAGCGCACCCGUGUCGCCUCUCGUCGCACUGACGCAGGUAACGAGGACUUUUCGUGGGCCGUCUCGGUCGACGUCGACAUGCCGCUCAGCAGCAUCGAUCUUGACCAAUCCGGCAAUUACACCUAUGCGCUCGAGAGUGUAACCGACGCCUGUGGCAAUCGUGUUGCCGUCGAUGCGGAUCGUCACGGCGCGUUGUCGCUCGCCCAAAAGGCACGUAAAAGGAUCAAGGGCGAUGGCAAAUCGGCUGCGACUUACCAUCAGAGUGUCGUCGUGCAUUCCCGUCGCAGCGUUGCCUUUGAUCCCAGACAGUGUCGACCAGGCCAUCCUCUGCCGCUUCUGCGAAAUGCUGCAGGCAUCGAUCUCAAGUUGCUCUCCGCUUUGGACGCCGAGCAGAGUGGUGAUUGGGACGUCAAGGUCUCCUUCCAGCCGGACAACGCCGCUGCCAACAGAGGGCUCUGGGCACGCCCAUCGGGCAAAGCAUCCACGAUGCAGCUCGCUUUGCCAGCUCACGGCUCCCAGCUCCCCUUCACUGUCGAGAAACCCGGCACCUACCGCAUCGACGAGAUCAACGGACCGUUCUGCGCUGGAGAAGUCGGCUCUCCUUGGACAUGCGAGGUCGUCGAUGUGCCGCCUCCCACAGCGCAGAUCAACUUUAGCAGCAUCGAGGACCGAUGUGCCGGGCCGGUCGGCGUCAAAGCCAUGUCAGUGCUCACGGGCAGCCCACCUUUCCAGCUCGAGUACGAAGUGACCAAGCAGGGCCGCCAUCCCGAGCACAAGACCCGCACCAUCUUCGAUCAGACGCGCGACGAGCUCGACUUCAGGCCAGACGUGGAUGGUGCCGUGACCUACAAGUUUGUCAAGCUUCACGACAGCAAUUACCGCGGCAUUCCGCUCGAUGGCCCAACCUUUACGCAAGUUUUCCAUCCGCUCUCGAGUGCCGAGUUUACUGCGCCGAUCCGCGCGCAUGACGACCGCGCAGUCAUGCAGAGCUGCAGCGGAAAGCAGGCCGAAACCGAUGUCCGUUUCAGCGGCGCUGGUCCUUGGGACCUCACCUACGCCGUUCGAGCAGGAGACAGCGUCGAGACGAAGGAGGUGCAAGGCAUUACGCAGUCGCCUCACAAGCUCAAGAUCGAUAUUCCAAAGUCGGUCGCUGCUUCUGGUGGGCUUGUCACUGUCAGUUUGGUCAAGAUCCGUGAUGCGAGGGGAUGCGAAAAGUCGCUCGCUACGCGCGAUCUCAACGUCGAGGUCCGACGCGUGCAGCCAAGCGUCGGUUUCCUGCCCACCAAAGCAGAGAAGGGUCGUCUCCUGGAGGUGCUGCACGGCAAGGCAUCUCACCUUCCCAUCCGUCUCAGCGGUCAAGGUCCGUGGCACGUCGACUACUCGUGGAAGGCCCACGAAUCAGCUGAAGAGAUCGAUCUCAACGCAUCGUUGAACAGCGUGGAUGCAGAGCUGCUCGCCGAACAUCCUGGCCUGUACAAGAUCAAGCGUAUCCGCGAUAACUACUGCCCAGGUAUCGUGCUGGAGGGUCAGGAUGAGUUCACCAUCACUGUCCGGCCUCAACCGCAUGUCCAGUUCGCCACUGAUGCCGGUGUGCCUGCACGCAACGGCAGCCUGGUCCGUGCUCCUGUUUGCCGCGGUAAGCCAGACUCGGUAGACAUCGUCAUGUCGGGUCAACUCCCCGUGGAUGUCGAAUACGAACACAUCGCACCGUCGUGGAGUGCCAGCAGCGAGGCCGAGGCUGCCGUACCGCUCGCCUCGGCCGCACACGAAGUAGCUUUGCUUGGAAAGCGGCGCAGGACCGCCUUCACCUCGGCACUCAACAUGACCAAUCUGGAGCUUUCGACGGCGCUGCCAGGUUGGCACACCUACGUGAUCGACUCGGUUGGCGAUGCGGUCUAUGCACCAUCGCGCUUGCAAGGCUUCCCUGCCGAUUCGCCGAGGCGUCUCGAGCAGAUGGUGUUCCCGCUGCCGAGCGCAUCGUUUGUCGGUCCCUCGUCGAAGAGCCGAAGACCCUCGCUGUGUGUCGGUGAUGGGCUGGAUCGAUUGAGUGGAAGCCCACCUACACUCAAGCUGCAGGGACAGGCGCCCUUCACGGUCAACUUUGAAGUCUCCACCACGUCGAGCGCUUCGUCUGGGCCUACGUCGCACAAGUUCACUCGAAGCGGUAUCAAGUCGAACGAGUACAAGCUCGAUCUGAGCACCGACGAGUUUGCGUUCAGCGGCAAAGGUCUUUGGUCGAUCCGAGUGCUUGACGUGACCGACGCGAACCAGUGUCACACUGCGACGGUCACAGAUAACAAGCGCGCCGGUCAAGACGACAAGUCGUCGUCUUUGGUGAUCGAAGUUGCCGAGACGGCGGAUAUCGCCUCUGUCUCGACACGUGCCGACUACUGCAUUGGCGAGAGGGUGGACUUCUCGCUUCAGGGAAGUCCACCUUGGACGGUCUCGUACGACUUCAACGGCAAGUCGGCACAGGCGGCGAUUACCAAAGCCGAAUUCUCUCGUGUAGCCGAGCGACCAGGUGUGUUGACCAUCAAGAGCGUUGCACACCAGCAGAACCAAUGUCGACGCGAUAUCAACGCGCGCGUCUCUCAAGAGAUGGUCAAGACCAUCCACGAUCUGCCCACAGUCCGCAUUUCUGAAGGCAACCAUUUCGUCGAAGAUCUGCGUGAAGGCAACCAAGCCGAGAUCAUCUUCAACUUCCAGGGAGUUGCGCCGUUCAGUUUCACGUACCAGAGGACCGAACCGGUAGAUACGCAUUCCAGACCCAAGGUGCUGGAGACGAACACGGUGAGUGGGAUCUUGGAGAACAGAUACAGCAUCUGGGCGGCGGUGGAGGGGACAUGGAGCGUGACGUGGCUGCAGGACAGGUGGUGCCAAGUCUCGUUGGAUUAUCAGAGUGGGGCGGCGACGCCGUUGGGGAAGAGUAGAUUGUUGAUUCGGAAUUAG
Molecule: messenger RNA, 4521 nt
Organism: Pseudozyma hubeiensis SY62
Lineage: Eukaryota; Fungi; Basidiomycota; Ustilaginomycetes; Ustilaginales; Ustilaginaceae
Exons: 1
Coding region: 1-4521 (1506 amino acids)
Biological process (GO): nuclear pore organization; protein import into nucleus
Cellular component (GO): nuclear pore transmembrane ring
Molecular function (GO): structural constituent of nuclear pore
Source: RefSeq, a predicted model, not a curated record